Molecule: messenger RNA, 4370 nt
Organism: Trichechus manatus latirostris (Florida manatee)
Lineage: Eukaryota; Metazoa; Chordata; Mammalia; Sirenia; Trichechidae
Gene: WSCD2
Product: WSC domain containing 2
Exons: 10
Coding region: 819-2513 (564 amino acids)
Source: RefSeq, a predicted model, not a curated record
CAGAAAGGCGCCCACACAGCGGGCGCACCAAGCGGGACGCGAGAGUCCCAGAGAGAGACCCCAGGUCCCCGCUGGGCUCCGCUGGCAGAGUUUGCAAGUGGCCGAGACUCCUCAGGCAUUUGAGUUUGAGACCCUGCCCCGGCUCCCUCCAAGGACGAGGGCAGCCUUUGACUUGUGGGCUGCUUCUGUCUCCUGCCCUGCACAUAUCCCUGAGAUCCGGCAUCUCAAAAGGCCUGGCCGCAUUGCUUCAAAAGAGGAAGAGAGAAACAGGUGGCAGCCCUGAGCCCUGAGACUUGACCAGAUGGAAACUCCCCAGCUUCUGUUUCCACGAGGUGGACAUGCCGAGCUUGAUCCCCAGCUGGAUACGAGGCCAGAAAUGGGGCCCACAGUGAAGUAAUGCGGCCCCCACAGGCCCGAGGAGCAGAAACGGAAAGAGAAGGGAGCUGCAGCUACUGUUGACCCUCGGAAUCCCCCUCCAAUUGCUAUUUUCAAAGUUCUUUGGGAAGUCUCUGAAGUGAAGAACAAGAUGUAGGAAAAUGGGACCUGCUUUGGGGUGUCCCGAGCCUCUAAACCCCUUUCUUGACCCAGAAGCUCACCUUGACCUCAGGGAGGGUGGUGGGCUCUCUCCUUUCUCUUGGCCUCAGCCAAAGGCUGGAAUCCCCUCUGCCUCUGGUCGUGGCAGUCACCUUCACAGAGGGGAUAAGACUGAAGACCCCCAGGGGUUCCAUCCUUAAGAGAGGCUUGGGAAACCAAGUCCCCCUCCACCCCUUCCCCGGCCCCCAGCCAAGCCCAGUGGGCCAGUCCGGAAUGAUCCCGCUAUGGCCAAGCUCUGGUUCAAAUUCCAGCGGUACUUCCGCCGGAAACCUGUGCGCUUCUUUACCUUCCUGGUGCUCUACCUGACGGCCGGGAGCCUUGUCUUCUUUCACUCGGGCUUCGUGGGCCAGCCUGCCGUUUCUCAAAACCAGGCCAACCCUGCUGCAGGAGCUCCUGCGGAGGGCGCUGAGCUGCCCUUCUUGGGCGACUUGCAUCUGGGCAGGGGCUUCCGGGACACGGGCGAAGCUCCGAGCAUCACCCGCAGGUAUGGACCCUGGUUCAAGGGCAAGGAUGGAAAUGAGAGAGCCAAACUGGGCGACUACGGUGGAGCCUGGAGCCGAGCCCUCAAGGGAAGGGUUGUCCGGGAGAAGGAGGAGGAGCGAGCCAAGUACAUCGGCUGCUAUCUGGACGACACCCAGAGUCGGGCUCUGCGAGGCAUGUCCUUUUUCGACUACAAAAAGAUGACUGUCUUCCGUUGCCAGGACAACUGUGCGGAACGGGGCUACCUGUAUGCCGGGCUGGAGUUCGGCGCUGAGUGCUACUGCGGCCACAAGAUCCAGGCAACCAACGUUAGCGAGGCCGAGUGCGACAUGGAGUGCAAGGGGGAGCGGAGCAAUGUGUGCGGCGGCGCCAACCGCCUCUCCAUCUACCGACUGCAGCUGGCCCAGGAGUCGGCCCGCAGGUAUGGAAGUGCGGUAUUCCGAGGCUGCUUCCGCAGGCCUGACAACCUCUCCCUGGCCUUGCCUGUGACGGCCGCCAUGCUGAACAUGUCCGUGGACAAGUGCGUGGACUUCUGCACUGGGAAGGAGUACCCACUGGCGGCUCUCGCGGGCACUGCCUGCCACUGCGGCUUUCCCACCACGCGAUUCCCCCUCCACGAGCGAGAGGACGAGCAGCUCUGUGCCCAGAAGUGCAGUGCCGAGGAGUUUGAGAGCUGUGGGACGCCCAGCUACUUCAUCGUAUACCAGACGCAGGUGCAAGACAACCGCUGCAUGGACAGAAGGUUCCUCCCAGCCAAGUCGAAGCAGCUUAUCGCGCUGGCCAGCUUCCCGGGAGCCGGCAACACCUGGGCUCGCCACCUCAUCGAGCUGGCCACCGGUUUCUACACUGGCAGCUACUACUUCGAUGGUUCCCUCUACAACAAAGGCUUUAAAGGUGAGCGUGACCACUGGCGCAGCGGGCGGACCAUCUGCAUCAAGACCCACGAGAGCGGCCAGAAGGAGAUCGAGGCCUUCGAUGCUGCCAUCCUGCUCAUCCGGAACCCCUACAAGGCCCUCAUGGCAGAGUUCAACCGCAAGUAUGGCGGUCACAUUGGCUUUGCUGCCCACGCCCACUGGAAGGGCAAAGAGUGGCCAGAGUUCGUGAGGAACUACGCCCCGUGGUGGGCCACCCACACGCUGGACUGGCUGAAGUUCGGCAAGAAGGUGCUGGUGGUACACUUCGAGGACCUGAAGCAGGACCUCUUCGUCCAGCUGGGCCGGAUGAUCCGCCUGCUGGGCGUGGCCGCCCAUGAGGACCGACUGCUCUGCGUGGAGAGCCAGAAGGACGGCAACUUCAAGCGCUCGGGGCUCCGGAAGCUAGAGUACGACCCCUACACGGCGGACAUGCAGAAAACCAUCUCUGCCUACAUCAAGAUGGUGGAUGCCGCCCUGAAAGGGAGGAACCUCACGGGCGUGCCCGACGACUACUACCCAAGAUGAUGCGUUCGGCGUGGGGGAGGGCGGACGGGCUGGGUCCCGACCAAGCUGGCCCCGGGACUCCAGACCUCCAGCGACCCCCACCCAUCUGCCCUCUCUUUGGUGUGGGGACAUCCCUUUGGCCGGCAUUUGCCAUAAAUGAGUUUCCUGCAUGACAAAGGAGGCUCAAGGAAAGAGAUUGUUCAGGUACUCCCCACAAUAGUGACACCCCCCCCCCCGGAGAUGUGGCGCAACUGGUUUGGGGAUCUCCAGCCACAUGGACCCUUUUCUGUCCCCAACAUCCUUUCCGCCACCUCUUGCACCACCUUGGGCUCCACUUCUGGGAGGGAGGACUUCUCGGUGUCAUGGAACAUGCUGGGUACCCACAGCAGGUUUUGAGGACCUUGGUGACAGAGCUAACGGCCAUAGUAGAAAAAGUGGCCCCUCCCUUCUGGGCUGAGCUUUGGUAGCCUCCCCUUCUCUACCCAGCUGACCCCAGCUUGGGCAGCAGAAAGCACUGGUGUUGAGCUUUAUCUCAGGCCACCUUUUGUUUUGAAGAAAGUGCUGGAAAGUCUCUUUAUGGCCAUAGGUUCCUGGCAUUCUGGGCAGGGUGGGGAGGCACUGUCUCUGGAGUCACUGGGGUCAUGAGCCCAAUAGCAAGUCACACUCCUUCUGAGAGACAGUCUGGUUGCCAAGAGGGCUAGAAUCCUUCCCUUUUCUUCCCCCACUGUAUCCAGGAGGUGACUCUGGGGUCCUUGAUCCCACUUCCAAGGUUUCUCAGGCACCAGCAGGCCACUUAACUCACCAGGAUGGCCACAUGCCAUGUGCAGCAGAGUUUGAGGAAGAGCGAGAGCCCCAGUAAUACAUCUCUCUAUCAUGGGGUCCAACUCACUGAUCUUACACUGCCUGUCUGACCUCUACCAAUGAGCCCUUUGCUGUCUAGAUGAGAGGGCAAGAGUGCUCCAAAUCAGGUAGAACCACAUCCAAAUGAGACCCUGCUACCUUCCCAGGCCAUCAACCUCCCCUUAAUAAUAGUACAACUAGGCCAGCUUCCCCUGGGGGACCUUUAAGAAAUGGGGUGAAUGGGAGGGCUCAUCAUUCUCAUACAAACACUGCUCUCUUCAUACUGAGACGCCAAACCAAAGGCUUCCCGAAGACCUGAGUCACUGAUCAUCCAUCUUACAAAGCCUUGAUCCAGGAUACCAUCUCCUCCCCCACCUUGGAUACCAGUGGCUUCCCAUCCGGCCCACGCCUGUGCAUCACAUCUCUCCCCUCACCAUGGAGAUGCAAAAGCCAUAGGUCACAGCCUCUUUGCUCUUCUGUCUGGAGCAGCCUCCCCAAGGGUCUCCUCUGGAGCCUUGGGGUGCACGUGUAUGCUCAUUCCCAAAGAGCAGAGAGAUUAUGGAGGAGGCGAGUGUAAAGAGAUAUAUUUUUUUAAGAGGAAUAUGACUAAUACAUUCCACUCCUUGGAAUCUGGCCAUGCAGAGGGAAGGGCAUGGGGGGUGGACCUGUGGUUCCCUCCUCUGUGGGACUUGGGCCACCCCACGGCCUAGCCAGGGGGCUCCGAAUGUAUUUUGUACCGUGUUUCUUCCCCCAGGCUUAAUUUCUAGUCUUUCUUUAGCGAAGCAGUAGAGGGCCGGGCCUCCCCUCCCAUUGGAGGACAGCCCUCUCUGGGAGACUCUUGGUCCAAGACCUGGGCCAUUUCUUUUGCUGGUGGUCACCUCAGGCCACAGCCUCUGUCUGAAGAUUCCUCAGGUCAACACCAUCAUUAAAUGCGAGUUUUUGUUGAUAAUUCUACCACGUGGCAGAGUGUUGUGUAAGGUGACUACACAAGUGAGAUGUUUCUCUGGAGUGUGUGUGUGUGUGGGAGAGAGAAUGUUC